Arabidopsis arenosa is the source of this 2252-nucleotide messenger RNA. NCBI's taxonomy places the organism in Eukaryota, Viridiplantae, Streptophyta, Magnoliopsida, Brassicales, Brassicaceae. The record is from the annotation of a GenBank genome assembly.
GAUUAGCAUAAAUCACUCUUCAUUCUUCGUGGGCAACAAUGUACGCCGGCGGCGAUUUGCAUAGAGGUUCACAGAUGCCACCACCACCGAUGAUGCGGCAGUCGUCAGCCGCUUCCUCUAACAUCAAUCCGGACUACCACCACCCCUCUGGCCCCUUCGACCCAAAUGUAGACAGUUUUGGGGCGAAACGAAUGAGAAAACAUACACAGAGAAGAGCUGUUGAUUACACCAGCACCGUUGUCAAAUACAUUCAGGCUCGAACAUGGCAGCGAGACUCAAGGGAUAGGACCUCUUUACAACCAACCCCAGCUGCAGCAGUGGAUAUGCUUCCCACAGUUGCCUAUUCAGAUAAUCCUUCAACAAGCUUUGCUGCAAAGUUUGUUCACACAUCUCUAAACAAGAACCGUUGUUCAAUCAACCGUGUAUUGUGGACACCUUCAGGACGACGUCUUAUCACUGGCUCCCAAAGUGGGGAGUUUACCCUUUGGAAUGGGCAAUCUUUUAAUUUUGAAAUGAUUCUUCAGGCACAUGAUCAACCUAUAAGGUCGAUGGUAUGGAGCCACAAUGACAAUUAUAUGGUUUCUGGUGAUGAUGGAGGCACAAUAAAGUAUUGGCAGAACAAUAUGAACAAUGUGAAAGCCAAUAAAACUGCUCACAAGGAAUCAAUUCGCGAUUUAAGUUUCUGUAAAACAGAUUUGAAGUUCUGCUCGUGUUCUGAUGAUACGACUGUUAAAGUCUGGGAUUUUGCCAAGUGCCAAGAAGAAUGCUCAUUGACCGGCCAUGGUUGGGAUGUCAAGAGCGUUGACUGGCACCCCACAAAGUCCCUACUAGUUUCUGGUGGAAAAGACCAACUUGUCAAACUCUGGGAUACUAGAACUGAGAGAGAGCUUUGCUCACUUCAUGGUCACAAAAACAUAGUGCUUAGCGUGAAGUGGAACCAAAAUGGCAAUUGGCUUUUAACGGCCUCGAAAGAUCAGAUAAUUAAGCUGUACGAUAUAAGGACUAUGAAGGAGCUUCAAUCCUUUCGUGGGCACACGAAAGAUGUAACUUCUUUGGCGUGGCAUCCCUUCCAUGAAGAAUAUUUUGUCAGUGGGAGCUCUGACGGCUCCAUUUGUCAUUGGAUUGUGGGGCAUGAAAACCCGCAGAUUGAAAUCCCAAAUGCUCAUGAUAACAGUGUUUGGGAUCUUGCAUGGCAUCCUAUUGGAUAUCUUCUUUGCAGUGGUAGCAACGAUCACACAACCAAGUUUUGGUGCAGAAACAGGCCUGCAGAUAAUCCCCGAGAUGUCCUUAUGCAGAACCAAGGCUAUAAUGAACAAGGUUUUGGUAAUCGCGAGACUGAUAAUUUCCAACCAUCUGAGGCAUCGCCAUUUCCUGGAGCCUUUGUGCCUGGGCUGACACGGAACGAGGGGACCAUCCCAGGAAUUGGAAUAGCAAUGCCAUUUGAUGCAUCCUCUCAAGGGGAACAUAAACAGCCUCUUCCAGGUUCCAUGGCACUGGGAGCUCCUCCUCUGCCACCUGGUCCCCACCCAUCGCUUCUUGGAAGUGGCCAGCAGCAAGGGUAUCAGCAACAACAACACCACCAAGGUCAUCCCCAGCAAAUGCCUCCAAUGCCCAAUAUGCCUCACCAUCAGCUACCACCAUCAUCUCAUAUGCCAUUGCACCCUCAUCAUCUUCCCCGGCCUAUGCAAAUGCCUCCUCACGGUCACAUGCCACCUUCCUCAAUGCCUAUGUCUCAUCAGAUGCCUGGAUCAAUGGGAAUGCAAGGUGGCAUGAAUCCUCAGAUGUCGCAAAGUCAUUUUAUGGGUGCUCCUUCAGGAGUAUUUCAAGGACCACCAAGCAAUGGUGGACCCCAAAUGUAUCCCCAGGGACGUGGUGGUUUCAACCGUCCACAAAUGAUUCCAGGCUACAACAACCCUUUCCAACAGCAGCAGCAGCCGCAGCCGCCUUUACCUCCCGGCCCUCCACCAAACACCAAUCAGCAACAUCAGUAGGCAACCCUUGUAUUAGUACAUACAUAUCGUGUUUGUAGACUUGACCACUUCUUGUAAGGAGUUGGUUUUAAGAUGAUUCAACGCUGUGCAAUGGUUUUACUAAUGUUUUGAUACUUUAUGUGAACAAGUUCCCUUUAGAGAAGUUUUUAGUGGCUUCACAUGUCAAAUACUCGAGUUUGGUUUCGUUAACCCGACAAACUUCUAAGAACAAUACUUUCGUUUUGGAGACUUUUAUUUUUUAAAUGAAGAUUGAUGUCUCUA